This is a messenger RNA of Colletotrichum higginsianum IMI 349063, 237 nucleotides long. RefSeq lists its product as uncharacterized. The record is from RefSeq and is a predicted model, not a curated record. Lineage: Eukaryota; Fungi; Ascomycota; Sordariomycetes; Glomerellales; Glomerellaceae. The transcript is spliced from 2 exons. The coding region runs from base 1 to 237 and encodes 78 amino acids.
AUGGCAUCAAUUUCGAACGUGUCCGUGAUCAACGAUGACACAUCCUCCGGCCGCACUGCCGACCCUAACGAAGCUCGACGCCUCCAGGAUGAGCGCCUUCAGCUCUUCGUCGGCGACGAUGCAACCCCCAACCCGAUGAUGCCCCACAUGACGACCUCUUCCCAGAAGUCCAUCACCAAGCACAAGAAGAAGACGGCGAAGAAGAUCAACGAGAUCAUGUCCAAGGUCCAGCGAUGA